CAUUAAAACGUUUUAUCUGAUUUACCCAAACAAUAUAUCGUGCCCUAGCAGAUCACUUGUCGAGAGAAAGAGAGAGGGAGAGGGGGACGUUGGAAAAUACGGGCGCGAAUGGCUGGGGAGGAGGGAGAGGCGGCGAAGGAUCGGACGGCGGGGUGGAGGGAGUGGGCGGAGGAUCAAUGGCGGAGGACGAGGGAGCACGCGGAGACGUACCCCUACGUGUGGGGGUCGUACAUCCUGGUCUACGGUGGACUCGGCGUUUACUUGGCCUACCGGUGGCGCAAGCUCCGGCGCACCGAGGACCGCGUCCGCGUCCUGCAGCAGCGCCUCCGGAAGCUCGUCGAGGCCGAGGAAUCGCAGUCGGCCGCCGCCGCCGCUCCGCCUCCGUCAAAGCCGCCGCCGGUAGAGAAACCAAGCGGUUCCUGAUCAGAUUCUUGUUGUUCGGAGAGGUACGGAUUUCAUUCGGUAAAAAACAAAUUCUUAAAGAUUUUGCCGAUUUGUUUGUAUUUUAGUUAGUUGGUCGCAUUAGCAUCUUGUAAUCUGUAUGGAUGAGAGAAUGAAAUGGUUCUCUUUGCGUGAGGCAAUUGCAUUGCUGUAAUUCGUAGCAAUGAUUUAUGGUUCUAUUGUAGAAUGUGAGUGCACUGUUUGCUGCAACAUGCUCGAUUAGAGUAUCAACAUGAGUGAUAUGCUCAAACUUUGCAAUAGAAGAGCUUUCAGAUGGCUCGAAUCAAACAAAUUAAAAGA
Ananas comosus (pineapple) is the source of this 741-nucleotide messenger RNA. RefSeq lists its product as uncharacterized. The record is from RefSeq and is a predicted model, not a curated record. Lineage: Eukaryota; Viridiplantae; Streptophyta; Magnoliopsida; Poales; Bromeliaceae. The transcript has a single exon. The coding region runs from base 109 to 423 and encodes 104 amino acids.